AUAUCCUUGGCCCUGAUCAGUGACUUGGCACUAUAUCAUUUUCUACAUAGUUGUUAUUGAGAUCAAAUUAGAAAAUUUUUCAGUAUUUUUUUUUUGGAAUUUUGGUUUAGGCUCAUAGUGGAUAUUGAAGAAGAAUAUAUUGUCAGCAAAAGUGGCAGUCUCCAUACUGUACAUUUUAACUGUCUACUGUGACAUUUACCGACAAAGGGGAAAUUGAAAUGGCUUGUAACAGAAUGGAACGGGUAAACUCUUAGAGCAACUGGAUUCACAGCUGUAAUGUCCCUCAUUCCCCAUCUACCCUCUGUGUUCAAGGAUGUUUGCUGAAGCAUUAUUUCUAAAAGUAAAACAUAGGAAACCACCUUAGUUAGCAACCUGAAUGCUUAAAUAAAUCAUGGUAUAGUCACAACAUGGACUGUUAUGAAGCAUGAAAGGCAUACUUUCAAAAACUGAAAACUUUAGUAUUAAGUAAAACUAUAUAUAGCAAAUACCAAUUUUGUUUGGAAAAUUGUAUAUUCAAACACAUGUACAUAGAAGAAAGAUUGAAAAUUUAUAACAUUUUGGCCUUGGUUAUUUCUGAAUGGUGUGCUUGAGAACAAUUUAGAUUUUAUUAUUUUCCAAAUAUUUUUAAUUCUGCAUAUUGCUUUUCAACAAUCAGAAAAUAACCACACAGGAUCCAUUUUUAUAAAAGGACACAUAGGGCAGAUAAUUGGUUUUUCCCGUGAAGUGAAGUCCUACAGGAAAUCAGAGCAAAUACAUGUUUAGUCAAGAGGUUAGCAGAACUCCAUGCAACAGCAGCAGGACUACAGCCAUCCACAGGUGGUCUCCUUGAAAUAAUGGAAUUUUCAAUGCAAAAAACAUUAAUGUCACCUCAUCCAACUUUCCAUGUAGGGAUCCCAAAGACAACAGCCUGUGCACCUCCAAAAUUGACUCUGAGCUUUUGGACACACAGGUCCAGUGUUCCGGGUGUAGAACCUCACUGUUCCAGUCCAGGUUGUCUCUGGACCAUGUGGACAGAGUAUUUCCUUACAUUGGUGCAGAAUUUGUCUCCUGGUAUUUCUGCCAGUGGUUCUCACUCUACCAGCUUGUGGCCAUAAAGAGCAAGAAUAAGCCUUCUUCAAUACAGAUGUCCUUUAAAAUAUUUAAAUAUGAGUGUGUAUUUUUAACAUUCAUUGAGGUAUAAUUUAGGUAUGCUAGACUGUACCCAUUUAAAGUGGACAACCAGCUGUGUUUAGACAGGUAUAUACAGCCACCAAAUCACCACCACAAUCAAGAUGUAGAACACUUCUUUUCCUCCAAAGCCGCCUCGUGUAUUUUGCUUUCCAUCCCUCCUUUCACCCUGUUCCAAGCAACCUUUGUUCUGCUGUCACCAUAGGUUAGUUUGUAUUUUCUAGGGAUCGUGCAGUACUGUAUGUACUUUAAACAAACAAACAAAAAAAAACUGGCUUAUAAAAGUCCUUAACUUUUUCUUUCACUUUAUGAAACAGUUUUAUAACAUCCAUUCUUUACCUUUAUGGAGCCAUCAUAAAAGCUGUUUUAGACUUUCCUUUCAGAUAAUUAACCAGACAGUGAAAAUGCAUUAUACAUUUUGCAAGUGAAACUGUUCUUGCCUCACUUAAAUGGUAGUAUUGGACUAUAACCCUUGGGGCAUCUUCUGGUUUUAACACUGUAUGAUAUUAUAACAUGUUUUCAGUUACUAUUCAAAGAUAAUUUUGGAUAUUUGCUUGAAAUCAGUCCAGUGACUAAUUGAAAUUCAGUAAGAUGUUAGGGUUUGUUUGUUUGUUUUUGGUUUUACAGUUUUCUAAUUAUUUCUGGGAAUUAAUUCUUCAUGAUUUUUUACAUGGUGAAAACAAUAUUGGUAUUUUCUUCUCUUUUUUAAGAGAUAGGGUCUUGCUAUAUUGCCCAGAUUGGAGUGCAGUGGCUAUUCACAGGAGUUAUCAUAGCACACUACAUCCUUGUUCUCCUGGACUCAGGUGGUUCUCCUGCCUCAGCCUCCCAAGUAGCUGGGAUUAUAAGCACAUACCACUGUGCCCAGCUUAACAUUGCCAUUUUUGAAUUAAAGUGACAGAGGAACAUUUAUAAAAAGAAUAUGGAAGCUCAUAGGUACUCCCAUUCCAUAGGAAGAAAACCUGCUUGGGUAAAAUCUAAGUGGUAAGGUGAAUACAACAAUAUAUUUUCAGCUCCCCAGCUAUAAUCAAAUGGAAAUGAUUACGACAUCCACAUUUUUGUCUCUUGAUUUUUUUUUAUGGUUCUAAACCACACCCAUGUUGCAGGUUGGCCUUUCUACUGAGAGUAAGUUCCGUCGAGAUUAAAAUCUGUAGUAAUAGGCAGAACACUUCUGUGUGGAAUUGCUUCUUUUCUUUGGUCAAACACCAGCUUUGGCAGAGGAUAGACACAGCUUAGGAAGACUGAAUUUUAAGUCUUCUGAACUGUUUUUCUGGACUUCCAAAUCUCAAGUGAUAAGACCAGCAGAAGCAGUUUGUCUUACCUGCUCAGAAUACGAAGCCCCCCACCCCCUCACCGCUCAACUUUCAAAGGCUGAGACAGGAGGACUGCUUGAGGCUAGGAGUUCAAGACCAGCCUGGACAACAUAAUAUAAAGACCUGAAGAUAGUCUUUUCUGUCCAAAGAUGGAAAACAGUACUACUACCAUUUCUCGGGAGGAGCUUGAAGAACUACAAGAAGCGUUUAAUAAAAUAGAUAUUGACAAUAGUGGGUAUGUCAGUGACUAUGAACUUCAAGACCUGUUUAAGGAAGCAAGCCUUCCUCUGCCUGGCUACAAGGUGCGAGAGAUUGUGGAGAAAAUUAUAUCAGUUGCUGACAGCAACAAAGAUGGCAAAAUCAGUUUUGAAGAGUUUGUGUCACUAAUGCAAGAAUUAAAAAGCAAAGAUAUCAGCAAAACAUUCCGAAAAAUAAUUAACAAGAGGGAAGGGAUUACUGCUAUUGGAGGAACUUCAUCUAUUUCCAGUGAAGGCACACAGCAUUCUUAUUCAGAGGAAGAAAAAGUGGCUUUUGUUAACUGGAUAAACAAAGCCCUGGAGAAUGACCCUGACUGUAAGCAUCUCAUACCCAUGAAUCCCAAUGAUGAUAGUCUUUUCAAGUCACUUGCAGAUGGCAUCCUUCUUUGCAAAAUGAUCAACUUAUCUGAACCAGAUACAAUUGAUGAAAGAGCCAUCAAUAAGAAAAAGCUCACGCCAUUCACUGUUUCUGAAAAUUUAAACCUAGCCCUGAAUUCUGCCUCCGCCAUUGGUUGUACAGUGGUCAACAUCGGUGCAUCAGAUCUCAAAGAAGGAAAACCUCACUUGGUCUUGGGACUUCUCUGGCAGAUCAUCAAAGUUGGCCUUUUUGCUGAUAUUGAGAUUUCCAGGAAUGAAGCUCUGAUUGCAUUGUUAAAUGAAGGUGAGGAACUAGAGGAGCUGAUGAAGCUUUCUCCUGAGGAAUUACUGCUGCGAUGGGUGAACUACCAUCUGACCAAUGCAGGAUGGCAUACCAUCAGCAACUUCAGCCAAGACAUUAAGGACUCGAGAGCCUAUUUUCAUCUGCUUAAUCAGAUUGCCCCUAAAGGUGGGGAAGAUGGACCUGCCAUUGCCAUUGACCUUUCAGGAAUUAAUGAGACAAAUGACCUGAAGCGUGCUGGACUCAUGCUUCAAGAAGCAGAUAAACUGGGCUGCAAGCAGUUUGUUACUCCUGCAGAUGUGGUUUCAGGCAAUCCUAAACUUAAUUUAGCUUUUGUAGCUAAUUUGUUUAACACAUACCCAUGCCUGCACAAGCCGAAUAAUAAUGACAUCGAUAUGAAUUUACUGGAAGGAGAGAGCAAGGAAGAGAGAACAUUUCGGAACUGGAUGAAUUCCUUGGGAGUCAACCCAUACAUUAACCAUUUGUACAGUGACCUCACAGAUGCUUUAGUGAUCUUUCAGCUCUAUGAGAUGAUCCGAGUGCCAGUCAACUGGAGCCAUGUCAACAAACCUCCUUAUCCUGCCCUUGGAGGGAACAUGAAGAAGAUUGAAAACUGUAACUAUGCAGUGGAACUUGGGAAGAACAAGGCCAAAUUCUCCUUGGUUGGCAUUGCUGGGCAGGACCUAAAUGAAGGGAAUUCAACACUUACCCUGGCAUUGGUAUGGCAGCUGAUGAGAAGGUACACAUUGAAUGUGUUAUCAGAUCUUGGAGAGGGUGAAAAAGUAAAUGAUGAAAUUAUUAUUAAAUGGGUCAAUCAGACUCUUAAAAGUGCAAACAAAAAGACUUCUAUUUCCAGCUUCAAGGAUAAAUCUAUAAGCACAAGUUUACCUGUUCUAGAUUUAAUAGAUGCCAUUGCACCAAAUGCAGUUCGUCAAGAAAUGAUCAGGAGAGAAAACUUAUCUGAUGAGGACAAGCUGAACAAUGCUAAAUAUGCCAUUUCAGUUGCUCGGAAGAUCGGUGCCCGGAUAUAUGCAUUACCUGAUGACCUCGUAGAAGUAAAACCAAAGAUGGUUAUGACGGUGUUUGCAUGCUUAAUGGGAAAAGGACUGAACAGAAUAAAAUAAUCAUUUCAUAUGAUUUUCUGCCACAUUAAACAUAUUGUAUGCCUCACAGUUUACAGGAUACUGAAAUGUAGUGGGUGUGUAAAACCAGAGAUUAUUUGUAUGUUCAAAAUAGUUAUAUAUUCAUUAAUGAAUUCAAUAUCCUGUUCAUACUAGUUAGAGCUGGUCAGCCUUUUUGGAUAACACAGUUAAUUUACCAACUGAUAAAGAUAAUAAAAUACAUUCAUAAUCAAGCUGAUACUUCAUGAUUAAAUUAUUUUUGUUGCUUAAAAGUCAUAUUAAGAUUAAUUCUUUUUUAUGGUUCAGAAAAGAUGAAUACAAAAAUUUUUGCAGGUUCUGCUGUGAAAUGUGUUUUGAUUUUUUUGUGUGUUAAUUUUGAUCAUAAAUGCAUUCAUACUCAUAAUCCAGUUUAAUCCUUUUAUUUGCUUCCUCCAACUAUUUAAAGUGGUCCAAAAACACUUUUCUGUAAGUUUCUAUACUGUCUAAAACCUUCUGGUGACAAGAAUUGUUUAUUAAUAUCAAACUUUUUAUAUAUGAGAACUAAUUAUUGAAUAAACCCCAAAGUUCACUCUCUUGUUUAAGUAGCAGCAGCUUUUUACUUAAAAUUUAAUUUUAACUACAUUGAUACCUUACAUAUCCUAGUUUGGUAAUACAGCUUUAACUAUGUCAUGCAACACAUAUAUGUUGGUAGGAUGUUAUUAGAGAUACAUGUGUGCAUAUAUAUUUUUUUGCACCUGUAUCACCCAGCUUUUCGUAAGUGGUAUGUAUAAUUGGUCAUUCAGCCAAUCAUCAGUAUUUUUCCCCCACAACAUGUGUAACACUUUUCAGUUUGUGGAUAUUGGAUACAUUAAGAUUUCUUUUUAAAAGUCUUCAUUUUGAAUGUGCAUAUAGUUAUUUGACUCCUUCCAAAUACUUGUAGCCAAACAUUGGCUAGAACAUCCCAAGAUAUGUUGACACUAUCCUGUUAGCUUCAUAUCAUACUUGCUAGUUUAGGUCUCUAUAGAAGCCCUAUAUAAUUUAGAAUAUGCCCACUGAAUAUCUUUAAUAGAAAGUAACAUAAAGCUAUAUUAAUGUAGAGUAUUUUCAUUUGUUUUUUUGUAGCCCGUUACAAAUUGGCAAUGUUUGGUUAAUGUUUGUGUUACUUGGAAAUCGCUACAGCUUGGCCCUAUUUUUUUCCUAAAUUUUUAGCAUUAAUCCAAUUCUGCUGCUAACAACUGAAGCCAGAAAUCUAAUUCCUCCAUCUUCCACUCUUAGUGCAGUGAGCAAUACUGUUGUGCAACAAAAAUGUCACUUUAUCCCAGUGUGAAUGAGUAGUCUUAAUUCCCCUUCUACCAUUGAUUUAAACAUACAUGUUGGUAAGAGUGAGACUGCCCAUGUGUUUAGAAUUUUUUAAAUGAAAUGAUCAGGUGGAAUUUUGAAAUAUAUUCUUCUACAAAAGAGAUUUCUUUCCCUUUCAUAUUUUGAUGAUUGUUUUCUUAUAUGAAGAUUAAGAUAUGUUCUUGCUCUUUUAUAAGAUUAUUUAAAUUAUGUUUCCCUCUGAUUUUUUUUUUUCACUAUUGUAUUUACUAAGUUAUUGGAUUUACAUGAAAUCUGGCACUUUUAGGGUGUUCUUUUUCUCACAGAGUAUAUUUAAUAAAAAUGCUGUGUAUAUAGAAA
Molecule: messenger RNA, 6169 nt
Organism: Cercocebus atys (sooty mangabey)
Lineage: Eukaryota; Metazoa; Chordata; Mammalia; Primates; Cercopithecidae
Gene: PLS1
Product: plastin 1
Exons: 17
Coding region: 2627-4516 (629 amino acids)
Biological process (GO): actin filament bundle assembly; actin filament network formation
Cellular component (GO): actin filament; cytoplasm; actin filament bundle
Molecular function (GO): actin filament binding; calcium ion binding
Source: RefSeq, a predicted model, not a curated record